Molecule: messenger RNA, 2366 nt
Organism: Paramacrobiotus metropolitanus
Lineage: Eukaryota; Metazoa; Tardigrada; Eutardigrada; Parachela; Macrobiotidae
Product: atlastin-3-like
Exons: 10
Coding region: 192-1994 (600 amino acids)
Molecular function (GO): GTPase activity; GTP binding
Source: RefSeq, a predicted model, not a curated record
AUAAUAUGAUUAUCAGUGCUCGAUAGAAACCGACGAUGGGAAAGUUGUUAUAAGCCUCGCGUUGUUCAAACGCCGCUGUAGAUUGUCUGUUGUUAACGAAAAACGCCGGUCCGGAAAUUCCACAAGUGUAACGUGUCUGAACGUUGGCCUACGCAACGGUAAACGGAAAUAAGACGUCGAAAGCAAAGAAAAUGGCUAGCUUUCUCGUGCCGAUUGCCGUGAAAGACGGUGAUGAGCUGACGCUGAGCGAAGUCGGGGGUUUUGUUGAGCGCCUCAAGGGAGAUGAUGUUAAAGAUAUUAACAUCUGUCUGGUCGGCGUUGUGGGAAAGUUCCGCGAGGGAAAGUCCACUCUGUUGAAUAUCAUGGAUCGUUAUCUUACUCAGCGUGCCGCCGGUAAUGCUUCACCAGAUCCGCGAAAAUACGUCUUCGGGACCGAUAAGUUUGUCACGUCGAAGGAAACCGACGGAUGCACGCAGGGCAUCUGGAUUACCCGCAACCCUUACAUCAUACAGGACAGCAAGGGCCAAAAGUUUGCCAUCUUCUUGCUGGACACGCAGGGUCUGUUCGAUUUUGAAAACAGUACGGCGCUGGAUUCGGCGUUAUUUUUGCUGACCAGUAUGUUCAGCUCAUUUACGAUUUUCAACAUUAUGCGCAUACUGGGCAAGGACCAGCUGGAUAUGUUAGCCGAGUUUUCCAAACUGGCGCAGAAGAUUCGCAGCAACAUCUACAGCGAAAAUGCCCACAUCUUCCAAGAUCUGAUCAUUCUCGUUCGUGACGCUCUUCUGGGUAAAAUGUCUCCUGGUUGGGAAUCCGGAGCUGCUUACCUUGACAAAAGUCUGAACACCACAAAAAAUGCUUACAUUAUGAAAGAAAUCACCAAAGCGUAUCAACAACUGCGCUGUUUCCUCAUGCCGCGAAUUGCCAAUGAUCCUGAUGACCAAGAGUUCAGCAUGACGGAAGAGCAUAUUCUGCCCGAUUUCCUGCAAUACGUUAAUGUGUUUCUUAACGAAAUGUUCGGCGUGAGAAUGUUACGGCCGUUCCAGCAUAAGGACACUGUAUACAACUGCGGAGCAUUUGCCGGUUUUGUUGAGCACAUAACAGAAUUAUUCGUUGGAGGCAAGAUUCCCAAAGCCGAGAACAUGUUGGAGGCAAUGGUUCGCUUUGAACUGCAAGUGGCCGUGGACCUCGCAUUCAAGUAUUACCGAUCGAAUAUGACUAUGGUCACUAGCCAGGGUGUGGACCCGGAAAAGUUGAAGGAGAUGCACGCACUGUACAAGGAAAACUGCAAACUGAUCAACCAGAACGAAGUGGCGAUUUUGGCUCGCGAGCCCAUCAAAGCCAAACCGUUCUUGAAGAAGCUGGAUGAAAGUAUCGACGAGGAGUUUACCGGGAUCGCCGCGGCCAACGACCAGCGUCUGCAGCAGGAAGCGGAGCAUCGUGCCGAGCUGGACAAACGGCAGCACGAAGUAGAGGAAACGCGCGAAGCGGCGCGGCGUCAGCUGGAGGAGCAGAAAGAGUCUAUGCAGAAGAUGGAAGCCGCGAUGAAGGACAUGGCAAACAAAAGUGCGGCUGAACGCAAGGCAGCGCAAGACGCCUUGCAGGCCGCCAAGGACGAGUUCGCGAAAGCAACGAAAGCCAAUAAGGAUACGGAAGCUAAGCAGGCGAAAGAACUGGCCGAUCUGAAAAAGCAGAAAGCGGAAGACGCGGAGAAAGCGAAGCAGCACAGUGCCACACUGACCCAGUUAACCACUGAAGCCGAUACACUGCGCCGCCAGCUGCAGGACGCUGUCAAUACGCUAUCGCACUGGAAGAGUCAAGCGGCGCAGCCGGUUGGCUUUUGGGAAGGUCUCGGGCAGGUGGCCUCCUUCGGCAUAUACGAUCCACGCCGUGAAGCCCGCGAGAAGCAGAAAAGCGCGCAGGCCAAGUAUGAUGAAAUCCAGCAACAACUGGCCAGUGUCACUAAUCGCAUUUCUAACUUGGGCAAAGGGAAUUGAGUGUUCCUCCAAAAGACAGCACUGGAAUUUCGCUCAACGGCAGUUUAUUCAUUAUGGGGCCUAUGGACGACAGUGCUUUGGCUUUCUAAAUCUUUUGCUUUUCGCUACACUUGGCUUAGUUAUUACGUCGUUGUGUACUUGUGGCCAAUGUUUAUAAGAAUCAAAAUCCGUUAACAAGCCGUGAAUAUUUUAAUUAACAAGCUGUAUCGAUGAGUCAUUCAGUUACAAAUAGAGCAUUGCAGCAUGCUACACAGGGAAUGGGAUAUCGAAUGCUCUCCCCCUAACUACAGAUAUACUCGUACUUACGUUAAGUCGAGUGAUCUCUGCGCAAUUACCGCCACGUUACCUUCUGAGUUGCGGCUUUUCUUAUAG